This is a messenger RNA of Bradysia coprophila, 2333 nucleotides long. It is a transcript of the gene Edem1, whose product is annotated as ER degradation-enhancing alpha-mannosidase-like protein 2. Gene Ontology annotation, molecular function: calcium ion binding; mannosyl-oligosaccharide 1,2-alpha-mannosidase activity. Gene Ontology annotation, cellular component: endoplasmic reticulum; membrane. Lineage: Eukaryota; Metazoa; Arthropoda; Insecta; Diptera; Sciaridae. The record is from RefSeq and is a predicted model, not a curated record. Gene Ontology annotation, biological process: carbohydrate metabolic process; endoplasmic reticulum mannose trimming; mannose trimming involved in glycoprotein ERAD pathway.
CACACAUCAUCAUUGGAAUGACAGCACACGUCAGAAGCGGAUGAAGCACCGCAAAUCAAAAUAGAAAAUAUGUCAACAACAAAAACAUUGCGGGACAGCAAUCUACUGACAUUUUUUAAAUGUAUCCUGUACGUUGUCCUGUUGGUUUGCAUCCAUGCAGUGAACGGUAUUCGCGAAUAUUCGAAACAAGAUGUGCUACUGUUAAGGGAGGAAGUGAGAGAAAUGUUUUCCCAUGCUUAUGAUGGAUAUCUAAAAUAUGCAAUUAAAUUCGAUGAACUUAGACCGCUGUCGUGUGAUGGCGUCGAUACAUGGGGAAGCUAUUCGUUGACACUAAUCGACGCGUUAGAUACGUUAGCAGUAAUGGGAAAUAAUACGGAAUUUGUGAGAGUUACAAAGCUGCUAACGGAGAAGAUCAACUUUGACUCGGACAUCAACGUUUCGGUAUUUGAAACAAAUAUUCGCAUUGUUGGUGGACUGUUAUCAGCUCAUUUGAUGUCGCAUAGAGCUGGCGCGGACCUGGAACCUGGAUGGCCGUGUAAUGGGCCGCUGUUACGAAUGGCAGAGGAUGUAGCAAAACGGUUACUACCAGCAUUCGAUUCAAAAACAGGAAUGCCUUACGGAACGGUAAACCUAAAAUCGGGUGUACCACCCGGCGAGACGAGUGUAACUUGUACGGCCGGUGUUGGAACGUUUAUUGUGGAAUUUGGUGCAUUGAGUCGAUUGACCGGUGAUCCAAUUUAUGAAGAAAUUGCCUUAAACGCACUGCACACACUGUACCACCAUAAAUCGCCCAUCGGACUCUAUGGAAAUCAUAUCGACGUACAGACCGGCAGAUGGACGGCUCAAGAUGCCGGAAUCGGAGCAGGAGUUGACUCAUACUAUGAGUACUUGGUGAAGGGGGCAUUAAUGCUGAAUCGUCCUGAAUUGAUGGAAAUUUUCAAUGAAGGAAAGAUUGCAAUCGACAAGUACCUGAAACGAGAUGACUGGCAUGUUUGGGUGGGAAUGAACAAAGGGCAAGUAACGUUGCCAGUAUUCCAGUCAUUGGAAGCGUACUGGCCGGGCUUAUUAAGUAUGACCGGCGAUAUAGCUUCGGCAAUGAAAACGUUACACAACUACCAUACCGUUUGGAAGCAAUACGGUUUUCUACCCGAAUUCUAUAACAUUCCGAAUGCUGAGGCUGGUGCAAAUCGAGAAAAUUAUCCGCUGCGACCUGAAUUGAUCGAAUCUGUGAUGUAUUUGUACCGAGCGACAAAAGAUCCGUAUUUGUUGGAGGUCGGUGAAGAUAUCCUACGUAGCAUUCAACAUAGCGCAAAGACUCCAUGUGGAUACGCUACGAUCAAAAACGUUCGAGACCACCGCAAAGAAGAUCGGAUGGAAUCGUUCUUUUUGGCAGAGACCACUAAGUAUUUGUAUCUGUUGUUCGACCCCGAUAAUUUCCUGAACAACGACGGUCAAACUGGAACUAUAAUCGAAACGCCGAAUGGUGAAUGUAUCAUUGAUGCCGGUGGUUUCAUUUUUAACACCGAAGCUCAUCCGAUCGAUCCGGCGGCUUUACGUUGCUGCUACGAUAUGCCACGGCAAGAUAUUCUUGCCGAUUAUGAUCCGGCAAAGUAUCUGGGCGAUAUUUUUGAGAUCGUUAACUUUGACGAAGAUAAGCGAGAAAAAGCAAGAUCGGAAAUCGAGAACAUUACCGUAAACAUCCAUACGCAUAUCGAUCCGGAACAAACGAGAAAAAAUAUUGUCGCCGAAAUAAUGAAAGUGAUGAAGGACAAUAAGUAUAAUCGAGAUCACGGUCUGAAGAACGACAUCACCGAACUGACCACAUCAUCCAAUUUGGACGACAGUAUUAUUCUUCCCAUUAAUCGGCAAGUGGAUGAUGAAGCAAAAAGUGCAGAAAAUCAUGAAGAUGACACGAAAACCAGCAACGACAGUCAAGUAGUGAAUACAUCCGCGGCUGAAUCUUCCGAACGUACCGAUUUUCUAACGUAUGGCGAAGACAGUGGGAAAAACAUCGAGGACAUGAAAAAUUUCAAUUCUACUCAACUAAAGUCCUUCUUCAAUCAGGACAAGGUAACCGACGAUCAGGUAACAAACAAUUCCGUGCUGAGUGAAUUCGUCCAGUCCGUACUGAAGUCCACGUUGCCAAUGAAACCGAAGUUCAAUCCGCAAAAUUUGUUGGAAAAAGUUCGCGAAAAAGGAUCGUUUGAAAAUGUGACUCAAAAUUGGAAUUUGUUAACGUGUAAAGCUCAGCCCUACUUGAGCCGAAUAACAGUAAUGGGAGAAUUUUACUAGGCAAAAUUAAAAAUCAAAAUAAAUUUGUUUCGUUUACCAAA